Messenger RNA from Drepanopeziza brunnea f. sp. 'multigermtubi' MB_m1, 2238 nucleotides. Lineage: Eukaryota; Fungi; Ascomycota; Leotiomycetes; Helotiales; Drepanopezizaceae. The record is from RefSeq and is a predicted model, not a curated record.
AUGACUGUCCGCGCGGAAAAGUUCACUCCGGAAGUGCUGCUCUCUGCUCCUCGAAGAUCUGCAGCAACGCCAAAUGCAGAUGGGGCAUUGGCUUUAUUCACAGUCCAGACCUGGAGCUUCCAAUCCCACAAAAAGUCUGUGGAGAUUCGAGUACUGGAUGUGAAGACGGGACAGUCGAAGGUGCUCACGGAUGACAAGCAGUGCAGUGAGCCAACAUGGUUGGGCGAGAAGAACUUGGUGUUGUGGUUGAGAGCAGGAGACAAGGGGACUACGAGCUUGGUACUUGCAGACGCCGAGAACUUGGACAACAGACCGGAAGAUAUUGCCAGCUUCAAUGGCGAUGUGAAGAACCUUAAAAUUUCACAUCUCGACUCCAAUACCGUAGCUAUUGUCCUUACUGGACUCGCUACCCCCUCUGGCGAGCUCUUCAACUCAGAAAAUGCCGUGAAGCCUUUGAAUUCGGGAAAGAUCUAUGACAAGCUCUUUGUCAGGCACUGGGAUGCCUAUGUUACGGAGAACACGAAUGCCAUUUGGUAUACCACUUUACAGAAGUUACAUGGAGUAUGGGGUAUGGUCGUUGCCCCCUUGACCAAUGCUCUAGCUGGACACUCCUUUUCCUUGGAAUCUCCAGUUCCUCCAUUCGCUGGAAAAGGCGAUUUCGAUAUCAGCAAGAACGGCAUUGUGUUCGUCGCCAAAGACCCCGAGCUAAACCAAGCGACCACCACCAAAAGCAACCUAUACUACAUUCCGCUCAGAAGCUUCACAGAGACCAGACCUCCCUCACCGCAAUUGGUCAAAACUGGCAAUCUGAAAGGAUACAGUGGCUCUCCAGUCUUCUCACCAGAUGCGAAAUCUGUAGCAUUCUGGCGGAUGCAGGAUCCACAGUAUGAGAGUGACAAGCCCAGACUCCUCCUUUGGGCAGAUAUUACAGACCUCACCAAUGUUCAGGAGUUCUACGAGACUUCAGAUGGCGAAGGGCGCUGGGAUUUGAAGCCAGACAGCAUCACUUGGAGCGAGGAUGGAGAAGAGCUGUACGUAACGGCCGAAGAAAAAGGUAGAGGGAAGCUAUUCAAAAUCCCAGCUUCUCCUCGCCGAGCACGAGACCUCCCGGUAGCUAUCACUCAUGACGGAGCUGUAGAGAGUGUCAAACUUCUUCCCAAGAAUCGGUUGUUCGUCAACAGUACUUCGUUAGUAGAUAGCAGCAUCUGGUCUGUUCUCGACCCAGCCAGACCAUCAGAGAAGUCUGUGAUAUCAUCCAGCUCUAAGGGAGGAAAGUCAUUCGGCAUCUCUCAAGACCAGGUCGACGAAUUCUGGUACGCCGGCUCCGAAGACCAACUGAUCCACGCCUGGCUCAUCAGGCCCUCCAACUUCGACCCCAAGAAGAAAUACCCCCUAGCAUACCUCAUCCACGGCGGCCCACAAGGAGCAUGGAACGAGUCAUGGUCUACGCGCUGGAACCCCCUAAUCUACGCCGAACAAGGCUAUGUCGUCGUAACGCCCAACCCAACCGGCUCCUCAGGAUACGGCAUGGCCUUGCAAAACGGCAUCAAGAGCGAAUGGGGCGGCCGUCCGUACAUCGAUCUCGUAAAGGGAUUCGAGUACAUCGACAACAACAUCCCUUACGUGGACACGACCCGCGCCGUGGCCCUCGGUGCCUCAUACGGCGGCUACAUGAUCAACUGGAUCCAGGGCCACCCCCUCGGCCGCAAAUUCAAGGCGCUCGUCACGCACGACGGCGUCUUCUGCACCCUCAACCAGUACGCCUCGGAGGAGCUCUUCUUCCCCCUCCACGACUUCGGCGGCACCCUGUGGGACAACCGGGCCGUCUACGAGAGCUGGGACCCGAGCCGCUUCGCCGCCGACUGGGCGACGCCGCACCUGAUCAUCCACAACGAGCUCGACUACCGCCUGCCAAUCGGGGAGGGCCUGGCCGCCUUCAACGUGCUGCAGAGCCGUGGCGUCGAGAGCAGGUUCCUGACCUUUGCCGAUGAGAAUCAUUGGGUGCUCAAACCCGAAAAUUCACUGUUGUGGCACAAGACUGUGCUGGAUUGGAUUAACAAGUUCAGCGGCAUCACAGCCGAGCGAGAAGAUGAGCGUAGGCAAGGCCGAGUCAAGCCCGAGAUAUCAGCUAUUGUGAGCAAGCCAGUCAUAAAUACCCUCGUCAAAUCUCACGAUCUCAUGCCUCAAAAAUUCCCAGCGACCUUCUCCCCUGCCUCACAACAAGGGCCCAUCGGGUGA